GCGGAAACCGUGAGCACGGGCACCAUUUCAUGGACAGCAUCGUGGAAUCUGCCAUGAAUGGCAUGCUCGUCCGCCUCAAGUGGGAGUACCAGAAGGAGAGCUCUCCAAAGCACUGCAGGAGGCCGCUGGCACGCUGCCGCCCCCGAGGGGCACCAGCGAUGCCCUGCGGUCGGCGGCGCAGGAGGUCCUGGACUCCGCAGCGGUGGACCCGAGGCAUCUGCCGAACACGCCCGAGGAGAGGGGG
Molecule: messenger RNA, 244 nt
Organism: Prorocentrum cordatum
Lineage: Eukaryota; Dinophyceae; Prorocentrales; Prorocentraceae
Source: the annotation of a GenBank genome assembly